AUGCAGCUCGUGACGUCAUUGUUUACAGACCGUGGUCACAGAUAUACAAAUAUUUUGCUGUGGUAGUACAAGAGGAAGUGAAGUGGAGGAAGCGAAUUCAAGACAGCGAACGAGGAGACAGUGGAAUGUAAAUAGUAUGGCUGUCAGCCAGCGAAGCUCGUUAAACGUUUUCUGUUGAUUGGACCAACAACAGUCUAAAUUUCACUACUUUUUUUGUUGUUGUUGCCAUUUACGCUGUCAACUGGCUUCGUGGUAUGGUACAAUUCUUUUAAAGAAUAUGGUUACUCGAAUUCACCAGCUGAUAUUUUCAGACGAAGCUAAGAAGUCAACCAUACCGCAUUUGAUAUCCUAGAAACAUACUGAGUCAUCCAUGUCACGAGGCAAGGGACAAGCUUGACCAGCUCCAUCUCCCUUGUAACUUGUCCAUCUCUCUGGUGUAUUCCAUUGUAUAGUCAGGAAAAGCACAACUUUUAUAACCAGAUAAGUUGUGCCUCCCCCAAAGAUAACUUUGCUCUAGUUUGCAGCUGUAGCUACAAUGGACAGAGGCAGUGCUGAAAAUUAUCUGUAAGAUAAUUGUACUUUUGUUAAGGUUAAAUUGAUAUAUAUAUAUAUAUAUAUAUAUAUAUAUUAGUGUAAAGAUCAUUAUCUUUUGUUAGAGGAAAUCUUGUAGAGUUUUGUGAAAUCCACUCUGUCUUACAGUCUGAAUGACAUAAAACCGACAGAGCGACUGUGGAUUCUACUGUAGCCGUCCAUCAAUCCUGUUUUGCAAACUAAGGACACUGUUACUCAGGGAACUGAUUGUCGAGUAGAUUUCCCUCAAGAUUCACCUAGAAGGUCACUGCCAACUUUUAAAGCCUUGAAUAUUGUUAAUGUAAAGGGCUGAGUUUGUUUUUCUAUGCUUAUACAGCCUAAGCCUGAAGUAGUCUUUACAGACGACUUGGCCUUAUUUUCUAUUGAUUAAGUGCUACAUUGAACAUUACCCGGCUAUGGAGGAUUCUGAGAUAGUCGGAGGAGAUCUCCUGAGCGUUGUCAAAGAUGACUGCUCUCUGACAGAGGCUAUUUCUGAGGAGGGUGGCCAUGCACCAGGGUCCUCUGUAGCUAAAGAAAGCCACAAAGCAGAGCCCUUGGACCGUGAAGAUUCCACCAAAGUACCAUCAGUCAAGACUCCAAUUAUGGAAGCAGAAGGUUCUGGCAAACACAGUGGAACCGCACUCACGCCAGUCAUGUCUGAAAACGGCACAACAGAAGACGCUCAAUCCACCCCGCAGAGCCAAACUCUGACCGAAGUGAACGGGGAGAGCUCAGAGGCCAUGUUUGGAAGGUCGGACGAGAAUAGCCAGUCGGCUACAAGCGACUCUCCCUCCUUCUCCAUCCGCAGCCUGGAGUUCUUCGAGGGCAACACCGGGAAUGACGAGCCAUUGUCGUCCUACUCUGCCCUGGGCGACGAGGGCCGCUCCCCCUCUGCUGACGUCCCCGGCCUGGUCAGUGACGUCCUGGCUGCCGCAGCCACGGGAGGGGCCACCGCCGCCCCAGAGCCCAUGACGCCGGCCUACUACUUUGUGAAAUGGAUCACCUGGAAGGAGAAGAAGACACCCAUCAUCACACAGAGUGAGAACGGGCCCUGUCCCCUGCUGGCCAUCAUGAACACCCUGUUUCUGCGCUGGAAGGCCAAGCUACCCGCCCAGACAGAAGUAGUCACCACAGAGGACCUGAUGGCUCACCUUGGAGAGUGCGUAUUGUCCAUCAAACCCAGGGAGGAGGCUGAGGGAAUGGAGCUCAACUUUCAGCAGAACAUGAGCGAUGCCAUGGCAGUUCUGCCAAAGCUGUCCACGGGCCUUGACGUCAACGUGCGCUUCACAGGCGUGUCGGACUUUGAGUACACACCAGAGUGUAUCGCCUUUGACCUGCUGGAUAUCCCGCUCUACCAUGGCUGGCUGGUGGACCCUCAGAGCCCUGAGAUGGUGGCAGCGGUGGGAAAGCUAAGCUACAACCAGCUGGUAGAGAAGAUCAUCGGCUACAAGCAUUCGGAAGACAGCAGCCGUGUCAGUGAAGGUUUGGUGGCAGAGCAGUUUCUGGAGUGCACAGCGACCCAGCUAUCGUACCACGGACUUUGUGAGCUCAACACUAAAGUCAAGGAGGGCGAGCUGUCCGUAUUCUUCAGAAACAACCACUUUAGCACCAUGAUAAAGCACAAGGGCCACCUGUACCUGCUGGUGACAGACCAGGGCUUCCUGCAGGAGGAGGGGCUAGUGUGGGAGAGCCUACACAAUGUGGAGGGCGACGGCAACUUCUGCAACUCAGACUUCCGCCUGUGCCACCCGCCCCAGAGGAGCGUCCUCGUGACACAGCCCGACAGUCUCACGCCCCAGCAGCAGCAGAGACAGAUUGACCAGGACUACCUAGUGGCCAUGUCUCUGCAGCAGCAGCAGCAGGGGGUGGCCCCGGGGCCCCUCAGUGACCUGGACCUGGCCAGAAGGCUGCAGGAGGAGGAGUACCAGAAGCAGCAGCAGCAGCAACAAGGUCCCUCCCAGGCCCCAGCACAGCAGGUGAGACGUCAACUGGCAGCCAAGCCGGGAGGUCAGAGGAGACGGGAGAAAAAGGAUGAUUCCGACUGUGCCAUAUUAUAGCGACACCUAAACUUACCCUAUUCCCCCAUGAGCCUGCACUUCAUUGCAUUAAGCCAACCCCUAACACAUACACACACAGUUAGGGGAUUGUGCCCCUGCCAUCUCAAUGCCAAACUCACCCUUCACACUAAACCUUGAGGUUGUACCUCCCCAUCUCUCACCCAUGUUCUUCUUUGAACAUCCAGGCCAGAAGGUGGCAGUACUAGUCCUGCUUUGCUAGACCUCAGAACAGAAUCUAAACGUGAAUUGAGGCUGCAGAGAGGAAAUCCCAUGCAGUUGGUUGGUUACAGCAGCUGAGAAUCAUAACCAAGACACGUCACAACCCAGGUAGUCACACAUCAGGGGUCGUCUUCUAUUCAGCUAUCACUGCCCCUCUUGAGAAAUAUGAGCGAAGUUUGUAACUGUGGUCUGGUUUGGUUUCUAUGGCAACGAGGCAGACAGUGGUCUGAUUUUGUAAGCUAAGUGGACAGAAAGUGAAGGUCUAAAUUAAAGGGAAGUCGCUACAGCUCUGACCAACUGAUGCAUCUUGAUAGAUGAUGCAACUUUUGAAAUUGCAAAAAAAAAGUUUAAAUUAAGAGCACAAAGACAACCCCCCUUCGCUGCUACCUUCUCGCCCUAGAAAGAUCUGUUUUUAAGCAAACUGUAGGGUAGUUGUCAUCUGACUCAUUCAAGCCAUGAUGGAAACUUCAGUACAUUCCUGUCCUAUACAGAACAAUGCACAAUUAUGCCUGGGUCGAGAAGCGGGCUCUGCAAGCCCGACGAACGAACGAAGAGAUGGCCGUUUUCCCCAAAGUCCUAUCUGCUAGAGUAAGCAUGGGCUUUUCUUUCCCUGUCAUAUAGUGUACUAUGCUGUAGUUAGUAGCAGGGAGGAAUUAUGCAGAAGUUGAGUGGUAUGGGCAGUGAACGGGAUCUGCUGGAGCAUCUUUUGUGGAUGACUUUUGAGAUCAUUGGAGGGUUAAAGAUGACUAUAUGGGAAUAAGAGUCGCAUUAAAGGUCCAAUGCAGCUGUUUUUAUCUAAAUUUUAAAUAAUUGAAAGGUAAGAAUUUUAAAUGGUCAAAAAGAAUCAAAUAGCUUCUUAGGAAAGAGCCAUUUCUGGAGCAAGAAUUUUGAUAGGACCGUCUAUCUGCGAGUGGUCUGAGUGGGGAGGGGAAACCUGAAAAUUAGCUGAGAGGUUUGGAACGCUUUCUUAUUGGUCUAUUAACCCAUUUCAGGCAGGCCCAAAUGUCAUCCCAAAACCACAGGCUAACAUUUCUGAAUUUAACAGUAUUAUUCCAACAUCAGUGUGGAAAUAUAUAUAUAUAUAUAUAUAUACUGAA
Molecule: messenger RNA, 3943 nt
Organism: Oncorhynchus tshawytscha (Chinook salmon)
Lineage: Eukaryota; Metazoa; Chordata; Actinopteri; Salmoniformes; Salmonidae
Product: ubiquitin carboxyl-terminal hydrolase MINDY-1-like
Exons: 10
Coding region: 987-2627 (546 amino acids)
Biological process (GO): protein K48-linked deubiquitination
Cellular component (GO): cytosol; cell periphery
Molecular function (GO): cysteine-type carboxypeptidase activity; K48-linked deubiquitinase activity; cysteine-type deubiquitinase activity
Source: RefSeq, a predicted model, not a curated record